GUUCCAACCAGUCAUCGCUGGCUCUCCUCUGCUCUCCUUCGCUCUCCUUUCUCCCCAGCCUCCCUCUUGUAGGCUCCUUCUCCUUCUCUUACAGAGCACUAGAUCACCUAUUCUUCUCAUCUAUCCUUCCUCGUCUAUUCUUCCGCGCCCAUCAUGCGCAUUGACUCCGCAACGCUACCUCUGGUCCCAAUGCUCUUGGGCCAGGUAGGUGCUCUACAACUGCCCCUGCUGCAAAGCUCCGAAUCCCAUUCGCAGUCUCCGAUCACGGGCGACAAGCCCCUGGUCAGCUCCCCGCUGCUGCAGGAACAGGUCAAGGCAGAGAACUUGCUGAGCCGGGCCCGGCACCUGUACAAAAUUGCGGAGCUGGGACAGGAUGAGUAUAACCAUCCCACCCGGGUCAUUGGUAGCAAAGGUCAUCUAGGUACUCUCGACUACAUCUACUCGUCCCUUCUCGAACUCGGUGACUACUAUACUGUCUCCAAUCAGUCCUUCCCUGCCGUGACGGGAAACGUCUUCGAGUCUCGUCUCGUCCUUGGCCACGAUGUUCCUAAGUCAGCUACGCCGAUGGGCCUAACGCCCCCGACCCACAACAAAGAACCGGUGUAUGGUCCUGUGGUUGCGGUAUCCAAUCUUGGGUGCGAAGCCUCGGACUACCCUUCCAAUUUGACCGGUGCUGUUGCAUUUAUUAGUCGAGGAAGUUGUCCUUUUGGAACCAAGUCGGAGUUGGCCGGUAAGGCCGGUGCCAUCGCUGCUGUCGUCUACAACAACGAGCCAGGCGACCUGAGUGGAACGCUGGGAAACCCGACCCCCGACCAUGUUGCUACUUUUGGCAUCUCGGACACUGAUGCAGCCCCAGUCCUGGAGAAGUUAAAGAAGGGCGAGAAAGUUGAUGCCAUUGCUUACAUGGACGCGAUAGUUGAGUCCAUCAACACUACAAACAUCAUCGCGCAGACCACGGAAGGUGACGCCAACAACUGUGUCAUGCUGGGCGGCCACAGUGACAGUGUGGCUGAGGGCCCGGGUAUCAACGACGAUGGAUCCGGAAGCCUGACCCUUCUGGAACUUGCGACUCUGCUCACCCAAUACCGUGUGAACAACUGCGUGCGUUUUGCCUGGUGGGCCGCAGAGGAGGAAGGCCUUCUCGGAUCCGACUACUAUGUCUCUGUUCUCACCCCAGACGAGAACCGGAAGAUCCGCCUCUUCAUGGACUACGACAUGCUCGCCUCGCCCAAUUUCGCAUACCAGGUGUAUAAUGCCACCAAUGCCGUGAAUCCCGAGGGAUCCGAAGAGCUUCGUGAUCUGUAUACCGGCUUCUACGAGGAUCACGGCUUCAACUACACGUACAUCCCGUUCGAUGGACGGAGCGACUACGAUGCCUUCAUCCGUCACGGUAUCCCUGGUGGGGGGAUUGCCACAGGCGCUGAGGGAAUUAAGACGGUUGAGGAGGAGAGCAUGUUUGGGGGUGUCGCUGGUCAAUGGUAUGACCCAUGCUACCAUCAGCUCUGCGACACCGUGGCCAAUUUGAACAUGACUGCGUGGGAGUGGAACACUAAGCUCGUCGCUCACUCCAUUGCGACCUACGCCAGGUCCUUUGAUGGAUUCCCGGAACGCACCAACGAAAUCAGCGUCUCAGCCUCUGAGCAACCAAAGUACCACGGCAAUUCCCUGCAGCUUUAAGCCCCUUGCAGUAUGUUUCUUUCUUUCGCAGAUACAAGCUCCAUGGUCAGAAUCAGUCACAACAUUGUACCCGAUCUCUCAGUAGGAUAUCUGCAGAUACGGGUUUAGGGCCGCUAAUCUAAUGAAGAAGACUAAUCUGAUUAUAUCGUAGGGCUCAUUGAUCGUGCCGACUGUUCGUAGGAAGACGUAUAGUGUAU
This is a messenger RNA of Aspergillus sclerotioniger CBS 115572, 1874 nucleotides long. RefSeq names its product Zn-dependent exopeptidase. The transcript is spliced from 3 exons. Gene Ontology annotation, biological process: proteolysis. Gene Ontology annotation, molecular function: metalloexopeptidase activity. Bases 154 to 1677 code for a protein of 507 amino acids. Lineage: Eukaryota; Fungi; Ascomycota; Eurotiomycetes; Eurotiales; Aspergillaceae. The record is from RefSeq and is a predicted model, not a curated record.